UAAAUAGAGUUCACUUGCGUUUGGCUCGCGGCGAGGGUGGCCGCCUGUGCAUUUAAUAAAAAUGGGUGAUCGUAACAAUGCGGAGGCUCCGAGGAUCAGCUCGGCGAGUCGAAAGGACAAGCCCAUUGACCUGGACUAUCUGCUCAUCAACGAGCUGGGACAAUUCGGCAAGUUCCAGCUGUUGAACCUGCUGCUGGUCUCCGUCCCCAUCAUCAUGUCCGCCUUCUUCAGCGAGUACAUAUUCUCUGCCGCCGCUAUUCCUCACAGAUGCCAAGUCCCCGAAUGUGGUGAAACAGAACGGAGCUCUCCAUUCGAGCCGGAGUGGAUUCUGAACGCGAUCCCUCAGACUGAUUCCGGGUUCGCUAGCUGCGAGCGGUUCAACCCUAUAGCGGUAAAUGGGUCUCUGGAUUACUGUCCUGCUAACUUGUUUCAAGAAGACACAAUACCCUGUAACGGUUUCGUCUACGCUAGGGAUAACUCCGUUGUAUAUGAUUUUGAUCUUGGUUGUCAAGAAUGGAUGCGAGCCUUAGCCGGUACCCUCAGCAGCGUCGGUACUUUGCUGGUGCUGCCCAUCAUCGGAUACAUCUCAGACAGGUUCGGUCGUCGUAUUGCCCUGGUCAUCAGCGUCUUCAAUCUUUCGCUAUUCGGUCUCAUCAGGGCCUUCUCCGUCAACUACGCCAUGUACCUUGCGCUGCAAAUCAUCCAGACUACUUUAGGAGCUGGAAUAUUCAGCUCAGCUUACAUUUUUGCAACUGAAUUCGUGGGUCCGAAAUACCGUGUGUUCACAAGUGCCACCUGCUCGUCCAUGUUUGCCGUGGGUCAAGUUGUUCUUGGCUGCAUCGCCUGGCUGGUGCAGCCUUGGCGGUACAUGAUCAUGACCCUUCACAUUCCUUGCUUCACCAUCAUCAUCUACUACUGGAUUCUGUCAGAAAGCGUCAGGUGGCUACUCUCCAAACAAAAGUUUGAUGAGGCGCGGGUUGUUUUAGAGAAGGCUUCAAGGGUCAAUAAAAAGGAAAUUAGUGAGAAGACUAUGCAGGCAUUGUUGACUCCUCCUAAUGCUCCCGUGAAUAAGGUGCAACCUAACGGUCCCGGACUUAUCGCCUCAAUCGUGAAGUCUCCCGUCCUGCUCCGGCGCGUGUGCACGACACCCAUCUGGUGGAUCACAACCACGUUCGUGUACUACGGACUGUCUAUCAACUCCACCAGCCUGUCGGACACCAUGUACCUUAACUACAUCCUCACGUGCGCCAUCGAGAUCCCUGGCUUCUACACCGCCGUGCUCAUCUUGGACAGGAUCGGCAGGAAGCCCACUCUUUCUGGAGGAUUCUUAUUCAGUGCUGCUUGUAACAUUGCCUUCGCUUUCAUUCCUGACGACAUGACGGUGCUGCGCCUGGUGCUGUUCCUGUUGGGCAAGUUCGGUAUCGCGGUGGUGUUCACCUCCUUGUACCUGUUUACUUCCGAGCUCUACCCUACCGAGUACCGCCACAGUCUGCUCGCCUUCUCCUCCAUGGUUGGGCGUAUCGGCUCCAUCACUGCGCCACUUACGCCUGUCCUGAUGGAGUAUUGGUCUGGCAUUCCCUCAGUAAUGUUCGGCGCCAUGGGCGUCCUGUCCGGCGUCCUUGUCCUAACGCAGCCGGAGACCCUCGGCACCAAAAUGCCUGACACGUUGGCCGAAGCGGAGAUGAUUGGCAAGCCAGAGUCCAAGCUUCAGCGGUAGCAUUCCACGGCGAUACGCGCGCUCUCUAGUACAUUAACAAUAGAUUAUAACACUAUUUAUAACUAAUUAAUAAAAUACAUGGGAUAAUAUUUUAAAAUAUAUUUGUGGUGCAAUAAACAAUAUAUACCACAUAUUAAUGUAGCUUCUUUA
Messenger RNA from Manduca sexta (tobacco hornworm), 1867 nucleotides. Its product is annotated as organic cation transporter protein. The record is from RefSeq and is a predicted model, not a curated record. Gene Ontology annotation, molecular function: transmembrane transporter activity. NCBI's taxonomy places the organism in Eukaryota, Metazoa, Arthropoda, Insecta, Lepidoptera, Sphingidae. The transcript is spliced from 7 exons. Gene Ontology annotation, cellular component: membrane. The coding region runs from base 62 to 1717 and encodes 551 amino acids. Gene Ontology annotation, biological process: transmembrane transport.